Gopherus evgoodei (Goodes thornscrub tortoise) is the source of this 2412-nucleotide messenger RNA. RefSeq names its product dual specificity protein phosphatase 10-like. Lineage: Eukaryota; Metazoa; Chordata; Testudines; Testudinidae. Gene Ontology annotation, cellular component: cytoplasm; cytosol. Gene Ontology annotation, molecular function: MAP kinase tyrosine/serine/threonine phosphatase activity; protein tyrosine/threonine phosphatase activity. The transcript is spliced from 5 exons. Bases 209 to 1990 code for a protein of 593 amino acids. Gene Ontology annotation, biological process: protein dephosphorylation; negative regulation of JUN kinase activity. The record is from RefSeq and is a predicted model, not a curated record.
CUUCCAAGGACCCCCCUAACCUCCACUCACAUGGGCAUAAGCUACAGCAUAGGGAUCUGAUGCAGAGAGGGACUAAACAUGUUGCCCCAGGGACCUGGACUCACCAGCUAAAGAGCAGAGCAUGUGGGCAUGCAUUGGGGUGAGCAUGCACCAGUAGGAUGUGCAUGGGCGUGCACUGGGAUGAACAUACACCAGUUUGUAUGCUCUGAUGUCAUCCUUCCCAAUGCCUCCCUCACCCCUGGAAGACCGCCUCUCCGUCCUCCAGCGCCCCAAGACCUUGGCUUUGCGCCUCAAUCACAGCUUCCCUGCCGACAAGCAGCUCCUGUCACCCCGGGCACGGAGACCCCCGAGCCACCCACUCCCUAAGGACCGAAUCGGGGCUGCCCCACUCUAUCAGGAGCCCCAGGCCUGCCUCCCACCCCCUCACUCCCACACCAUCGACAUCAAGUUGACGGUGGGGGCCGUGCAGAGCCGGGCACGGGAGCACAACCUCUCCCUGCAGCUUGACCUCCACCAGGGCGGCAGCAGGUCCUGCGGGGGGCCGGAGCUCAAGGUGCUGCUGCCUCAAGCCAAGCUUAAGAAGCGCUGCUUUAAGGAAAACUCGCGGCCAGCCAGGAGGGACCCCCCGUCACCCGCUUCCUCCUGCCUCUCCAGCCCCGGAGCAGGCACCAUGCACCCCCUGAAAGGUGGCUGCCGGGGCUGCUGGCGCUUGAUGCGCUGUGAUGACACCAGCCCCAAGCCAGGGCUGCGCUCCCUGGGGUGCCUGUCAUGCCGCUCCAGUCUGGCUUCCCUCAGCUGCUCCCCGCCCUCGGUCAAGAAGCUGGGGUGCUUGCCCUGCACCCCGUCAGCCCUCAAGUCCCUGGCCUGCCUGGCAUGCAACCCCUCAGUUAAGUCGGUCAGCUCCUCCUGCAGCUUCUGCAGCAGUGACCCCAUCGUAGCCUACGACCCCCAAGCCAGGAGCUCACCCUCCUCCAGCUAUGACGAGGAUGACUACAGCGUGCGCACCAUCUGGCCUGAAGAGCUGGCCAAGAAGAUGAGCCAUUCCCGCACCCAGCAGCAGGGGGCGCCGCUGAUCCUGGAUUGCCGCAACCUGAUGCAGUACACCAAGAGCCAGCUGCAGGGCACCAUGCACUUCAGUGUCUCGGAUGCGGCCGGCAGGCGGCACCUCCAGCAGGGCAAACUGGCCAUGCUGGACUUCAUGGCCUCCAAGGACCCCCACGACUCCCUGCAGCGCCUCUGGCCCAAGGAGCAGCAGAACGGCUGCUGUGCUGCAGUGGGCGAGCCCCCUGCCCCUCCGGCCCCUCCCGAGCCCCCCAAAACCCUGCCCGCCCAGAACCUCCACCUGGUGCUGGACUCGCUCAGUAAGGAGGUGGAGAGCAGGAGAGGGAGUGUGGCAGUGCCGCCGUCAGAGUCGCUAGAGGAAGCUGUGGGGGUCCUGGAGGGAGUGGAUGGGGACCCUGGGGGGCCACCCCUCACCCCUGACCUGGAGAGCGCCGAGCUGAGCCCCAUCCUGCCCUUCCUGUUCCUGGGCAAUGAGCGCGACGCGCAGGACCUGGAGCGGAUGCUGAGCCUCAACGUGGGCCAUGUGCUGAACGUCACCACGCAUCUGCCCCUCUACCACGCCCAGAGUGGGCACCUGCACUACAAGCGCCUGCCUGCCACCGACAACAGCCGCCAGGACCUGCGCCAGUACUUCGAGGAGGCCUUCGAGUUCAUUGAGGAGGCACACGAGCGGGGUAAGGGUGUGCUGAUCCACUGCCAGGCAGGUGUCUCGCGCUCAGCCACCAUCGUCAUCGCCUACCUGAUGAAGCACACGCUGAUGACCAUGAGCGACGCCUACAAGUACGUCAAAGGCAAACGCCCCAUCAUCUCACCCAACCUCAACUUCAUGGGGCAGCUGCUGGAGUUCGAGAUGGAUCUCAACGCAGGGGUCACACCCCGCAUCCUCACCCCCAAGCUCAAGCUCACUGGAGUGGAGACCGAGGUGUGAGGGGGGCCUGGGCUGGGCCAGGCCACCCAUCUCAGGGCGGGGAGGGGAGGGGAGCGUGUGCAAUAACUGGACGGAUGGACGGGCUUCCAACAGGCCAGGCCUGGGGGCCAGAUACCAGGGCAUCAAUGCCCAUUCUGCCCACUUGUGCCCCCAGGUGCCCAUUGAUAGAGGGCUGAGGAGAGGGGCCAGUUUUUACCCCAAGACCAAUCUCUGCGUGUGUGUGCAGUGGAGAGGGCUGUUGCCUGCUAUUUAUUGGUUGUGUGUGUGUGUAUUUUGGGGGUCCCUGUGGCCUGUUGUUCCCUUGGCCUCUCCGCUCUGGGUGCUGCUUUGCUGAAGUCUGCUGCGGAGAAGGGGGUGUGGGGGGGCGCUAUAGGGAUUUGGGAGGAACACAGGCCAACCCCCCGCCACGCAACAACAAAAAG